GGACCGGCGCCAGCCGCAGCCCGCCUCUUACAGCCUGUCGCGACUGCUCUACCGGCCCCUCAGAGAUUCCCCAGAAGGCAGUGGAGAGGGGGAAGAAGGGGGUCUGGGGGCUGUCUCCCAGAGUCUAUUUAGCUGGGGAAUCUUCCUGCCUCCGCCACCCCUGACAGCCGGACGCCGGAAAAGACUCGGGUCCUCCCUUCACCCUCACCCCAGCACCAUGGAGACUGGUCGCACAGGCCGCCUGGCACAUCAUGGCUGCUUCUGUCCAAACUGCGCGUCCCAAGGCGCCCUGAGGGCGCACGCCGAUUGGGGGAACACGCUGGCUUUGGGAUUCUGACAUUGGAAAGACCACUUGUAGUCCUGAGGCCUGCUGGCCUGGCUGGCCCUGAGGAGAAUUGGCUAUGGCAAGGAAGGCGGGCUGUGUCUCCAGGAGAGGGCCUGUGAGGGACAGAGGCCGCACCUGUGUGUUUUGGGUUCUGAUCCUGGCUAGUGAUUUGGCUGAACGGAGGUGGGCCUUCGAGGUCCCCACACUCACACCAGCAGGCCAACCUCUAGGUUGGCGGAAAUGGAGGAAGUGGACGGGUAGCCCAGGGCAAGGGUAGACUGUGUGACCCUAUUCGCCAUCCUGCCCCCGUUGGAGGAAACUGAAAGGCUACGUGUGCCUCCUGGUCAUUCAAAUUGUCAAUUUUAGGUCCAGAAGUGUCCAAACUACAACUUCUCAAAACUCUGAAAAAUGGCUCCCUCCAAGUUAAGCAAUUCUGAAAGGCAUUCUCUGGGAAAAGUCUGUGAAGGAGAGAGGGAUCUUCUUGCAAAUAAUGUGGUCUCAGGCAAAGACACAGCAUCUUGGUUGUCUGCUCAAAAAAAAAAAAAAGCCUAAACUCUUGGUGGAAAUUGAGUGUCAAGCUGCAAAACCUCAAAUGGCAGAUUAUCAUCAUUUAAGGUAAAUACUUAUAUUUCCUUUGUGGGGAGGAAGGGUUUGGAUAAUUUAGCUCCAUGUUGGAUAUAGAGGUAAAAUGGAUGUCUUUCUUUCAUUUGCUUUUAUAUCCAGAAAAGGAAGAGAGGACUGAGAUAAUUUUUCUGAUAUUCCAGGACAAAGUGGCACUUUUGCCCAAAAUGAAUUGAUUAUUAAGGUAUUUGUGAGGUUUAUAAAACCAAAAUCAUCGGAAGUAAUCCAAAUGAUUAUGCCAUUUCUUUGCACUGUUUUGUCUGCUUCAGGUUUGGCCUUAAAAGAAGCUUGUUAUAACAGCUUGGAAAAAUCUCACUUUGUGUUUCAAAAUCCUGCAUUGUCUGCCCUUUGCUAGGGCAACCAUAAGAGUUCACUGAGAGGACAAAUUUUCUAUCUCAUUAAUUGUCUUUUUUAAAGGCAAACCAUGCUAGCCCCUCAAACCCUUGACCUUUAAAGACAGUAUUUUGUGUAAGCUCUAUAAUUCUCCUAACAAAAUGACCCUUACACAUGCUCUCCUGUUCCCUCCCUUUUCCUCUCUCCCUUCCUUCAAUACACACUCAUCUGCUUUAGUCAUAGAGCCAAGUUGUGCAUGACUUUGGAGAUAAAAGUUUUGUCAACAUCUGAAAUCAACCUAAAUAGGAUAGGAGACACUUUAAUGGUCACAGUUUGAAUUAAGUAUUUAACACUCUCCCCCUUGAAGAAAAAUGGCACUUUGCAGGCUUUCUUCCCUGAUUUUGCUGAAAUCUACGAUAUACCCGGUGUUUUAUUACAGCAGGAAUUCAACUGUGACAGGCAUAGUAGAGUACUUAAUACCCAAGAUGGAGCUCUUGGGAAGAUUACCUAGAUAUAUGGGGACAGGCCUACCGCAGUGUCUCUGCCUUUAUAUCCACCUGUCCCAAGGUGCCCCUUUCCCCCCACUUCUCACCCUUCUCCCCAUAGGGUGGGUAUCAUCAUCUCUCCUGCAUCCACCUGUUCCCCUGAGCUUCCAAAUCUGUUGUUCUUGUCACUGAUGGCUAUUUUCUAACAGUUCCAGCACAGAAAUAGAUCAGGGACUCUUUAAAAUGGAAGGAAAGAAAAAUCCCAAAGAACAAAUGCAAUAGAAAUCUGAAGUGCCCCAUUCAAAUGCAUAGGUUCUGUGUACGAAAUAGGCUACCCUCAGCCAGGCUUGGUCUCUACAUACCUAGGCACACUCCUAUGUUGAAGAACAUAGGUUCAACCUUUUCCAAGUGCUGCUCCUGGCAACCCUUCUCUAUAUUACACACUGGAGAAAAAUUGCUUUGUACCUCAAAGAGUAUGGGCUGGAAACAACAGAAGGAGGAGGAGAUGUGUGGUUUAUCUCCUUGGUAGCAUCAGGGAGGUGGCUGGGGCUGUCAGGAAAUCUAGUCUGCAGCUUCUGGCUUGGAACUCUUGGCAUCCUUCUUCUGAAAGUUCCAGACUUAUGAAGCAGCCCUUUUCUCUCUAGGAUUGAAUUUUGAAGAUGAAAGAGAUCCCAAAUUGAAAGAGACCUGGAGACCAUUUUUGAUCAAUCUUUUCAAUUUACACAAAUGAGGAAACUGAGGCAGCUGAAUAAUCUCCCAUCCUGAUGUUCCUUGUGUAAAUGAGUAGGUAGGUUGAGUAGGGCCUUUGCUCUCACGGAAGAUGAAAGUAAGUACAGGCAUUUUCCCCUCUGCUGAGGUUAUUCUUCCAGGAAUGGAAGGUAUACAUUUAGGCUUAUACUUGAUGUGCAAGGCCACAGGUGUGUAUAGCCUGGAAGAAGGUAAGUUCUUGCCUGAUGCACUAUCAAAGCUGCCCUGGUAUAUUAUGUAACCAAACUGCCCUACUCUUGGUGAUCAGACAGGUGGUUGACUGCUAGAUUCAGAAUGUGAUGGAUGUCAGGGUGCCAGAGAGAGCAGUGGGUUCCCCACUGUCUACAAUGCAGAAUAACCAAUUUCAUUUUCUCUCUUGUUACUUCCUCGGCAGUCACUUGCUGGAUCAGGGCAAGGGUGAAUGCACUCCUGAAGCCUGGGGAGCAAAAAAGCCAAACAAGGAUCCUGGCUGCAGCUGAUAAAGGUGUAGCGCCUGUUCCAGGGAGAUAUUGAAAUUGUAAUCUUUGAGAUCACGUGACUCAUUAAAUAAUUAAUGCAGAUCAUCAGGAAUGGAUCGGAGUCGUCAGGGCCUCACUAGGAAUGAAUCUCUCAGAAGUGAGACUCCAACUUCCUAUUUGAUUUUUAAAUAUAUAACUCUCAAAUUUAUCUCCAAAGGUUUUUAACUCCUUCAGGAAGGCAGGAAAGAACCCUUCAGCGUGGAGAACCAGAGCUGGCAGGCCCUUGCUGGGUCCUGGGGCUUUUCUUUUCUUCAGGGUUUCUGCGGGUCCAGGGAGCACACUGCAUCUGGUGAAACGUGAGUUCGGGCUUGUGCUUUUUGCGGUCACAUCCUGGCUUUGGUGAUGAAGUAGGACGGAUGCGCAGACAGUUGGUAAUGUUCUGAUUCACGCUGGGGAAGGCUGCAGAGAUACCACAGGACGGGCGAGCGGCUUUGUUCAAUUUUCCCGGCAUUCAUAAAUCACCCGCGCUGGGCAAGCUAGGGAGCAAGCCAACGCCAAAAACGUAGAGAGGGGCCACAGCAGUGGUGGCAUCCGUUGUAGAGCAAGAGACCUAGGCAACAUCUUUCUGUGAUUUAUUAGUCUAAAAGAUUUAUGGGGAACAAUAGCCAUGAAUAUCAGACUUGGGAAUAAGGAAAUAGCAAUAAUAAUAAUAAUUGCAAUACUCCUAAGCCUGGAGCAGGGUGGUGGUGGUAAGUCCUGGCAUAACGUGUCUCUUUCUGGGGUGAAGUUGAGUGGCAAAGUGCAAGAUGGCUGAACUCCACCCUGCUCAGGGUCACAUAGGAGCCCUAAGGACAAGGGCAGUCCCAAUGAAGGCAACAGUGAGAGUUUGAACAAGAGAAAGGGGCCCAGCAUGGUUUCUGAGUCCCAAGUACCAGACUAAGAGUAAAGGCUGUGAGUCUAGUAGUGGCAGAAGGCAGCUGCCAGUUUGCUGCUACUUGUUCAGCAUGCUAGAGGGCUGUGAAACCAGGGGUCAGGAGGCUUGUCAGCUAUUUGGUAGUCCCUCUCAGUGCUCUCAGCAGGAUUACAUGGAUGUAGGAGACAGUGGAGGACGAAUUUGAACCAAGCUGCAAUGUGGGAAGUUAUCUAGGUCUGGAUUAAAGAGGAAUGGAUUCAGGGUUAGGGCUGUAGAAGCAAAUGCCCUGUGGAGAGUCCAAGUAGAGGGUAGAACUUCUCGCAGCCAGAGCCCAGAGCUCUGGGAUGAUUCUCUGUUCCUUCCCCAGCAACUCUCACCCCAGAAAGUUGGCUGAGGUCUCUACAACCCAUGAUUGCUGGUAAAAGUGUAAGAGAGUUGCAAAUAUUGUUACCAAUGAGGUUGAAGCAGUACUACAGAGUUGAGCCAGCUUGUGGCUGUUGUGCAGGGCAGGGCAGGGCAGGGCAGGAGUAGGCCCCCUAAUCUAAUACUGGAAUAUUAAUAUUGCCCAGAGCCCUGGCUUUGCCCAUUUCCAGCAGAAGUAUUUGACUGGCUCUGAGAAGUGAGUGCUUGGGUAGUCCUGCCAGCCCACCAGAACCAAGAAGUGGCUGGUCUAGUACUUGAAUGAACCUGAGGACAAAACCUCCCAAGACUGUCUCUGGUUUGUGGACUGAGCUGGGGUCUGAUUUCGCGCCAACAGAAAUGAACGCUAUUAGUGAGGUUUCUGGAGAGUCUGUGAUUGAAUGCUUCCAGACAAGGCUUCCCUUUGUUAGCAAAAGAAAAUAAAGCGUGCAUUCACAUUCCCCAAGUCGGGGUGCCCGAGGAGCUCUCCCAGAGGAACCAAUGCGACCAGCAAAGCCUCUUCACCUCUCUUCCUUCUCUGUCCAUUUUCUUCUCCCUCCUCUCCCAAAAAAGAAAGAAAAAGGAGAGAGUGUGGAUGUGGAGAUGGAGUAUGUAUUUAUUUUACAGAAAUAAAUCACCAUCUUCGGGCCAUUUGUAGACUGGAACAUUUCGAGCUAUGAACGCGUCGCAUGGACGAGUGCCCUGGCGACUCCUCCGUGUCGGCGUCACCCCCGGGGCCACCCUGGCGCCCGCGCAGGCCGCAUUUCCAACUCCGAUCAUCCGACUCCCUUUCUUCGCAGCGACCGUUCACCCUCUGCUGUUUAUUUGUCCACAGACCGCCUGGACACCGGAAAAGGAGAUUCCCUGAGCGCCUGGAGUUGGAGACAAUUCCUGGUUCAGAUUUAAACAUCUUUGGAGGUCUGCGGCAAGCGGCCAUUGGCGGCGGAGCGUCACGUGACCUCGGGGGCGUGCCAAUGUGCGCCCUUACGGGUGUCAAGCCCCUGUCAGAGUGUGCGAUCAAGAUUGUGAGACAACGCGAUGCAAAAAGCGACCUACUACGACAGCGCGAUCUACGGUGGCUACCCCUACCAGGCAGCCAACGGUUUCGCUUAUAAUGCCAGUCAGCAGCCAUAUGCGGCAUCCGCCGCUCUGGGCUCUGAUGGCGAGUAUCACAGACCUGCUUGCUCACUCCAGUCUCCCGCCAGCGCAGGGAGCCAUCCAAAGGCGCAUGAACUGAGCGAAGCGUGCCUGCGUACCUUGAGCGGCCAGUCCAGCCAGCCCCCAGGCCUGGGUGACCCGGCUCUGCCCCCACCGCCACCCCAGGUUGCACCCCCUGCCCCACAGCCACCCCAGCCCCCACCGCAGCCCCCUGCACCCACCCCUGCGGCUCCCCCGCCCCCUUCUUCUGUCUCCCCUCCUCAGAAUGCCAAUGGCAACCCCACCCCUGCCAGCGCAGCCAAGAGCCCCCUGCUCAACUCGCCCACCGUGGCCAAACAAAUCUUCCCUUGGAUGAAAGAGUCGAGGCAAAACACAAAGCAGAAAACCAGCGGCUCCAGCUCAGGAGAGAGCUGCGCUGGUGACAAGAGCCCGCCUGGGCAGGCUUCAUCCAAACGCGCACGAACAGCCUACACGAGUGCGCAGCUGGUGGAACUGGAAAAGGAGUUCCACUUCAACCGUUACCUGUGCCGGCCGCGCCGAGUGGAGAUGGCCAACCUCCUGAACCUCACAGAACGCCAGAUCAAGAUCUGGUUCCAGAACCGCCGCAUGAAAUACAAGAAGGAUCAGAAGGGCAAGGGCAUGCUAACGUCAUCGGGGGGCCAAUCUCCAAGUCGCAGCCCCGUGCCUCCUGGCGCUGGUGGCUAUCUGAACUCUAUGCAUUCGCUGGUCAACAGUGUCCCAUAUGAGCCCCAGUCACCCCCACCCUUCUCCAAGCCCCCACAAGGCACCUAUGGGCUGCCUCCCGCUUCCUACCCUGCACCCUUACCCAGCUGUGCCCCACCGCCACCCCCACCCCCACAGAAACGCUAUGCAGCGGCAGGGGCAAGCGCAGGGGGCACUCCUGAUUAUGACCCGCAUGCUCAUGGCCUGCAAGGCAACGGCAGCUAUGGGACCCCACACUUACAGGGAAGCCCCGUCUUCGUGGGGGGCAGUUAUGUGGAACCCAUGAGCAAUUCCGGGCCAGCACUCUUUGGCCUAACUCACCUCCCCCACGCCACCUCUGCUGCCAUGGACUACGGGGCUGCUGGGCCACUGGGCAGCGGUCACCACCACGCGCCAGGGCCGGGGGAGCCACACCCCACCUACACGGACCUUACCGCCCACCAUCCUUCUCAGGGAAGAAUUCAGGAAGCUCCCAAGCUCACCCACCUGUGAUGGUGGGCUGGGGCUGCGUGCCGGGAGAGUCCCCCCCCCCACCUUUUUCUUUCUUUCUUUCUUUCUUUUUAUUUUUUAAAUGUUUUUCCUGCCCUUCCCUUUUCUCUCUCCUCCGCUCCCUUCCCCCGCCCCCCCCCGUUUUGUUUUCUUUGGUAAUGCAUUUUUAUAGUUUAUGUGACGUAGCAAUUUUGGUUGCUGGAAUGGCUGUCAGUAUCAGUAGCGAUAUUUAUCUCUUCCCGCCCCUCGCUUGGCCACUGGCCCUGCGCCCUUUACCUUCUUCAUUCUUUGAUCAGAAACAGGGUAUAUGAACAAAUUUUCUAGUCGAGUUUUCAAAUGUGAAUUUGUUCGUACUUUAUGGUUCCCGAGGGGGAGCGAUUACUUUUUAUUUUUUUUUUAUUUUUAGUUUUUUAAAUUGCACUUCUUGUAAAGAGCGAGAAAAAAAAUCAAAGGCGCUUUGAAACAGGGGCUCCCUGUACAAGGAUGACUAAGUGUACGUCUUUCCGUGUGUGUAUGCUGGUGAACAGUCAGAUUUAUUUAUAUUUUUUUUGCAAGCAUUGAAUAGUCUAAGUUUUAAAUAUUAUUUAUCCCCAUCCGUUCGUAUUUAUAUUAAAGAAAUUCUGUACCCUGAUUGUUCAGAAGGUUUUCUUGGGCCUUUUGUUCAAUGGUGUAUUGGCGUACUUAUAAAAUUUUUAUUUGAAAGGGAAAUAUAAUUCCUUGAUAAAACGGUAAUGAUGCAAUAAACCAGAGAGGAUCCAGCGUUUGAAAACAGUGAUUUAGGUUUGUAACAUCCGGCAAAACUGAACAACCAAUCUGUAAACGCGAAAAAUGCUAAGAUUUGUUUUGAGAGUUCUACAUUCCUUGCUGCUCACAUUCUGAGAACAAAACAAAAAAUAAAAAAUAAAGUUUUUAUUCUGAUUAA
This is a messenger RNA of Ictidomys tridecemlineatus (thirteen-lined ground squirrel), 7573 nucleotides long. It is a transcript of the gene Hoxa3, whose product is annotated as homeobox A3. The record is from RefSeq and is a predicted model, not a curated record. Gene Ontology annotation, molecular function: RNA polymerase II cis-regulatory region sequence-specific DNA binding; DNA-binding transcription factor activity, RNA polymerase II-specific. Lineage: Eukaryota; Metazoa; Chordata; Mammalia; Rodentia; Sciuridae. Gene Ontology annotation, cellular component: nucleus. Gene Ontology annotation, biological process: anterior/posterior pattern specification; regulation of transcription by RNA polymerase II; embryonic skeletal system morphogenesis.